AUGGCAUUCCGUCAUUUUUAUUUUAAAACAUCUCGAACAUUCAAUAAGAAAACUUUAUUAAAUCAUCAUAUAAAACCAUCUUUACUUUUAACAAAUUUAAUUGUUCAAAAAAGAACUGGAACCGCUAAACCAAAAAUAAAAAAAUCGUCUACCAAUGUUCAAAAAAAUAAAGGUUUUCAAAAGAAAAACUUAAAGAAAACUGCCAGUGAGGAUGCUGAAGCGACUUUAUCUACAAGUUUUGUAAAGAAUAAAGAACUUUACAAACCUUCUCCUGUUGUAGCUUUGGAAGAAAUGUUACCGGAAGUUUAUACUGAAGAAAAUAUUGGUAAAAUUUAUCGAUUUCCUCCGGAAAUCUUACAAAAAAUAGAGAUUUUUAAACUUCCUCCUAUUUUAGAGAAAGAAUUCUUUCCAUUGCCUUAUCCUUCCUUAGCAAUCCGUCAAUCAUCAAUUCAAUUAAUUAAGCUAAUCGAAAAUGCUUCACAAAAGUCUAGUGUAGAAAGCAGGAUUAUCUUAUGCAAAAGUGCGUUGUUACUUCAAGCAAUUAAUUAUUCAUUGUGCAAAUCUUGGAUCGUGAUAUAUGUUCCAUUCGCUAUCAAAUUCGUAAACAGUUCUUAUCCAUAUAUUAAAAAUAAAAUAACAAAUGAAUUUGUUCAACCUACUUUAUCAUCCGAAUUAUUAAAACAAAUAAAAGUCGUUAAUGCCAAUUAUUUACAAAAUAUAACGUUGACAAGAGAUUACAAAAUAAAUAAAUAUACUAUAAAAAAUAAUUCACCAGUAAUAGAACUUAUGGACAUUGGAAUCAAAGAUAACAGUUGUGCUCCACAAGUAUUUGAAAUUUUCUUGGAAGAAAUUGGAAAGAAUGUAAA
This is a messenger RNA of Scutellospora calospora, 866 nucleotides long. Lineage: Eukaryota; Fungi; Glomeromycota; Glomeromycetes; Diversisporales; Gigasporaceae. The record is from the annotation of a GenBank genome assembly.